Dreissena polymorpha is the source of this 1632-nucleotide messenger RNA. RefSeq lists its product as uncharacterized. The transcript is spliced from 12 exons. Lineage: Eukaryota; Metazoa; Mollusca; Bivalvia; Myida; Dreissenidae. The record is from RefSeq and is a predicted model, not a curated record. The coding region runs from base 117 to 1520 and encodes 467 amino acids.
CUUAUUUAUUAAGUGUUUGAGAUAAUUCUAUUCAGAUAGCAAAUAUCGAUGCUACGAGCAAAGAAUUAAGUUUCUAUCAAGGUGAUAUAAAAUAGUUCAAGUACUCUGCAAGUACCAUGCGUUUGCUACUUCUCAUAACAGUACUGUGGAAAUUCCCUUUUUAUAGAGCCCUGACGUGUUUAAAAUGCGACGACGUUGUGCAGCCACGCCACUGCACAACGGUCAUGACCUGUCCAGAUACUGACGUGUGCUUUGUUGAAAGAAGAAUUAAUUCGUUUGGUGAAGAAGGCUACGCUCUUGGUUGUAUGCGAGAUCAUGUGUGCAGAAAUAUAACAUCAAUAUCGUCGACAAGUCGCUGCGCACAUUGUUGCAUUAAAGAUCUGUGUAACCAGGAAGGUUGUGGCGAACCAGGUUAUCCUGAUUCUCGGGGUCCCAUAUGUUACAACUGUUUGGACGCAGUACCCGAAGGUCGGUGUCAUCAAAUUGAAAUAUGUCGACAAAGCGAGGUAUGCAGCGUCAGUGGCAAAGGCAUGUUUGGAACAACUGUGUUUGCAUCAAAAUGCAUUCAACAAGAAAGCUGUGGCGCGCACCAUGGAGUAGACAUAAUUGGAAAGCGUGGUCAGAUGUCAGCGAUACGUGCAUACGACGUUCACGACUGCUUUCAGUGUUGUACUUCGGACCUUUGUAACAGGAACUGCCAUAACAGCGUGGAUGGUCAAUGGGGAACGUGGGGCCAAUGGUCGAUGUGUGAUGUCAAUUGUAAUCAUAUACGAAUACGGUCGUGCAACAAUCCAGCUCCGGAAGAUGGUGGAAGAAACUGCAGAGGUCUUGCGGUUGAAGUUGCACAUUGUUCAGUCUGUUUGGCAAAAGAUUGUUCCGAGUUGUUGGUUCAUGACGCGAGGCUAAGAAGUGGCGUGUACAACAUCACUACUCCUCUAACGCACACACAGGUACAGGUGUACUGUGACAUGGACACUGAUGGAGGAGGAUGGACGAUAUUUCAAAGACGUUUCAACGGAAGUGUUGAUUUUUACCGAAACUUUAGUGACUAUGAAAACGGAUUCGGCAAUGUGGCUGGUGAAUAUUGGCUAGGACUUAAAUACAUCUACGAAAUAACAUCAAACGGUUCCUUUCAACUUCGCGUGAACAUAACACAUGGUGACGGAAGUACAGGUUAUGAUGUAUACAGCAAUUUCAGUCUUCAACACGGAACAAACUAUACACUAAAUCUUGGAGAACGUGUAAAGUCACAAGGCGUUGAUUCGAGUUACACAUUCUUCACAGACUCGGCACCUGUUGGAAAUGCCUUCAGUACGUAUGAUCUUGAUCGUGACAACUAUGGGCCCAAUUGUGCCGAAACGUUCAAAGGUGGCUGGUGGUAUAAUGCGUGCUACCGCUACAUAAACCUUAAUGGCUUGUACAAACCUGGACGCGUUGAUAAUACGGCUAUGCUAUAUGACAAUGGCGUUGGACUUACUUCGAGCACGAUUAUGUUUAAAGACACAUUCCAGAAAGCAUGAUCCGGGUACAAGAAUCCGUGAUUUUUACUAUAAGAAAGUCAACUUAUUUUAAAAUAUUUGAUUUAUUGCCAGCGGCUUUCCUUGUUGUAGUCAUAAAUAAAAUCCAACACGA